This is a messenger RNA of Racocetra fulgida, 243 nucleotides long. Lineage: Eukaryota; Fungi; Glomeromycota; Glomeromycetes; Diversisporales; Gigasporaceae. The record is from the annotation of a GenBank genome assembly.
UAAAUGCAGGUAUUCCGGCAGGUACUAUCACAGCUGACAAACUUUACAGAGCAUUACUUGACACACUGACGGAUAAAGAGUUAAUAGAAAGAGCUGCGGAAAUGGGUUUAAAAGUUAGAAAAAGCAAAGCGCAUUGUCCAGUAGCUAAAAUAGUUAAGUAUAUAGAGAAUUAUUGGGAUAGUAUGAAUUGGGACGAUCUUUCUUUAGAAGGCGAUGGUAGCAAAAGUUCUGCGAGUUCAGAAA